This is a messenger RNA of Myotis davidii, 4248 nucleotides long. RefSeq names its product LEM domain containing 3 (gene LEMD3). Gene Ontology annotation, cellular component: nuclear inner membrane. The record is from RefSeq and is a predicted model, not a curated record. The transcript has 14 exons. Gene Ontology annotation, biological process: nuclear envelope organization; negative regulation of BMP signaling pathway. Lineage: Eukaryota; Metazoa; Chordata; Mammalia; Chiroptera; Vespertilionidae. Gene Ontology annotation, molecular function: chromatin DNA binding. The coding region runs from base 52 to 2220 and encodes 722 amino acids.
CGGCGCGUCACUUCCGGUAGCGCGGAGCUUGUAAAACACCCUGGAGAGAAAAUGGCGGCGGCGGCGGCUUCGGCGCCUCAGCAGCUCUCGGACGAGGAGCUUUUCUCUCAGCUCCGCCGUUACGGCCUGUCUCCCGGCCCCGUGACGGAGAGCACCCGCCCGGUCUACCUCAAGAAGCUGAAGAAGCUUCGAGAGGAAGAGCAGCAGCAACAGCAGCACCGGUCCGGGGGCCGCGGCCACAAGACGCGGAACAGUAAUAACAAUAACACGGCAGUCCCGGAGGCCGGCGAGGCGCUGUGGUCGAGCCGCACCGUGAAUGGCAGCCGGCUCCUCGCCUACAGCUGCCGGGAAAACUACUCGGACUCGGAGGAAGAGGAGGACGUCGACGUGGCCUCCGGCCGGCAGGUACCGAAGGACGACUCCCUCCCCCGGCACCGGCCCCGGAUGAAUGACAGGGCGGCGGCCGCGGGGAGUCUAGACAGAAGUCGAAACCUCGAGGAGUCCGCGGCGGCGGGGCAGGGAGGGGCGUGUGAGGCGCUGGACUCCAGCCCGGUUCCUCGAUACCGUGUGAACGCCAAGAAGCUGGCCCCGCUGCUCACCGACAUGGACGCCACCCUGGACUCGUCCGCAGGCUCCCUGCUCAAAACCAAUAAUCAUAUCGGCGGCGGCGGCGCCCUCGGGGUGGACUCCUCCAGGAUUUUCCCCAACAGCCUCCCUCCCAGUGCGGCGGUGGCCGCUUCGGGUUCACUCAGGAUCAAUCACUCCAAUCACACGGGCGCCAAUCACGCCUACCUGCAGAACGCUUACGGCAAGCCGAAGCUCUCCGAGCCCGAGGAGGAACUUCUCCAGCAAUUUAAACGGGAGGAGGUGUCCCCCACCGGGGGUUUCAGUGCCCACUACUUGUCGAUGUUUCUGUUAACUGCUGCCUGCUUGUUUUUCCUAAUUUUGGGACUGACUUACCUAGGAAUGAGAGGAACCAGCGUAUCCGAGGAUGGAGGACUCAGCAUAAAAAACCCCUUUGAUGAAACAUUUGGAACAAUACAAGAAAAAGAAAAAAAUCUUAUGAUGAACACUUUAUACAAGCUUCAUGAUCGAUUGGCACAGCUUGCAGGAGAUCAUGAAUGUGGCAGUUCUAGUCAGAGAACACUUUCUGUACAAGAGGCAGCUGCAUAUUUAAAAAAUUUAGGUCCUGAAUAUGAAGAUAUGUUUAACAUGUCAUUACAGUGGAUUUUUGAAAAUGGAAAAGAUGUUGGAAUAAGGUGUGUUGGCUAUGGCCCUGACGAACAAUUGACAAAUGUAACUGAUGUGCAGUUUUUACAGUCCACAAGACCACUAAUGUCUUUUUGGUGUCGUUUUCGGCGCGCUUUUAUUACUGUCACCCACAGGUUAUUGUUGUUAUGUUUAGGUGUAGUGAUGGUUUGUGUUGUUCUGCGUUACAUGAAAUAUCGCUGGACAAAAGAGGAAGAGGAAACAAGACAGAUGUAUGAUAUGGUGAUAAAGAUUAUAGAUGUUUUACGAAGUCAUAAUGAAGCUUGCCAGGAAAACAAAGAUUUACAACCUUUCAUGCCUAUUCCACAUGUUCGAGAUUCCUUAAUACUGCCUCAUGACAGGAAAAGAAUGAAGAAAGUCUGGGAUAGAGCCGUUGACUUCCUUGCUGCUAACGAGUCUAGAGUUCGUACAGAAACACGAAGAAUAGGUGGUGCAGAUUUUCUAGUUUGGCGGUGGAUCCAGCCUUCUGCAUCCUGUGACAAAAUAUUAGUAAUACCUUCAAAAGUAUGGCAAGGUCAAGCAUUUCAUUUAGAUAGAAGAAAUUCACCACCAAAUAGUUUGACGCCGUGUCUCAAGAUUCGAAAUAUGUUUGAUCCAGUUAUGGAAAUAGGGGAUCAGUGGCAUUUGGCAAUUCAAGAAGCAAUUUUAGAAAAAUGCAGUGAUAAUGAUGGCAUUGUUCAUAUUGCAGUAGACAAAAAUUCACGUGAGGGUUGUGUAUAUGUUAAAUGUCUGUCUCCAGAAUAUGCUGGGAAAGCUUUUAAGGCAUUGCAUGGCUCUUGGUUUGAUGGGAAAUUGGUUACAGUAAAAUAUUUACGACUAGAUAGAUAUCACCAUCGCUUUCCCCACGCUCUUACUUGCAACACUCCCUUGAAGCCAUCAAAUAAACAUAUGAACUCUAUGUCGCAUCUUCGUCUGCGGACUGGCUUAGCCAAUUCUCAAGGAGGUUCCUGAAAAGACUUUCUUCCACUCCUAGAACUGUUAUUUACAAUAGAAAAAUUCCAGUUUGGUUUCUUGUCUUCCUUUUUAAAUGCUUUUUGUAUGUAAUAUUUUUAUUGAAUACAGCUCUAUUUGAACGUUCCAGAAAUCUUAAGGUUCCAAAGGGACUUAGCAAUGAGGCAGCAAUGCUGAGUAGGUAAAUAAUUGUUUCAUUCAGUUUUUUGGAGCUCAUUUAAGCCAAUGCAUUUAAAGUUUUGCAUGAGGAACAUUGACUUUAUUACAUAUUUUCAGAUGUGGUGGUGGUAUUUUUGCACCAAAAAGUGUUUUGAUAAUCACACAAAAGCAUGGUAAAGAGACUUGUAUUUCCAUAAUUUCCUGUGAACUAAUGUUGUGAAUUCUUGUAUACAGUAACCUGUAUAGAUCCUUACAGGCUAAUGUGGUAAAACUGUUCAUUUUCCAAUUUAACCUUAGGUUUCUAUUGCUUGUAAGAGAUUCAUUUGCUACAGCUGGAAUAUGGGAAAACUAAUUUGGAUUUAGUGGUUACAUAUAAGUAUAAUUGGAUGUACAUGUACUUAAACUGGCUUUUCUAUAUAUGUAUAAUUGCUGGUGGUGGCAAAAGUAGUCUUGUUUUGUGAGGAUGUCUGCAUUAAAGCAGUAAAAUAAGCUUCCUAUUUUAUUCAUAAUCUAAAGUGUAUAUAUAUGUAUAUGUAUAUAUGUGUGUAUGUAUAUAUAUAUAUAUAUAUGUAUGUGUGUAUGUGUAUAUAUACACACACAUAUAUACAUAUGGCUGUACUAUCACAUAGAUCAAACAGCCAAAACCCCGGAAGUAUUAGAUACAAGUUUCAAAUAUCUUUUAUAGGUUUUAUAUAAAAAUGUCAUGAGUAUGAUUUUGUGUGAAAGUUUCGAUACCAGUUGUAAUGGUUUCAAAUUUAUGUGAGCAAUAAAGAAGCAAUUGGCGGAUAUUGGAAAAGUAUUUUGUGAAAAGCUGUAUUUAUUAUAAAUGCUAGGGCUACGAUAUAGUACCAUUGGGAUUAAGUCAUUUUCCCAAUCUAUUUAUAACUUAAUAAAAUAUUAGCUCCCCUGUUAUAUGUCAAGUUUAAAGCAGGGCACAUUGUUUCAGCAAAAUGUGUAUCUGAAAAAUUAUAUCUACAGUUUUGGGUCAUGAAACGUUUGCAAUAUAGUAAAUGCACGAGUGACCAUUGCUUUGUGCCUCGAUAUUUACUUUGUUUCAGGAGAGUUACUUUAUUACUGUUUUUGAUUUCAGAUUAAAAUAGUUGUGGAGCAAAGUUUACUUGUAAUGUCCACAACUGGCUUUUUUUUUUCCUUUUUGUUUUUUAAGUAACCUGUUGAUAUAUCAUUGUCAGUCCAAAUGAAUAUGUGAAACAGUUGAAGGUUGUACCGAUUUUUAUUUUGUUUAAAGCUCAGUUUCCUUUUUGGUUUUUAUUGUAUAUGUGUUGGGUUUGCAGCAUGCACUUGCACAGAUAAUGCACGUUUUCUGGUUAAGUAAACAUGAUGCACACUGUUCUGUAACAGAAAACCCUAUUGUGCCUUACCUAUGUGCUUUUGUGGGCACCAUGUUUAUGAAGAAUAAAAAUGAUUUGUUAUCUGAAGAGAAUAAAUUUUAAAUUCUCAGUUUAUGUCUCAGAUGCUAACGUGUGAAAAUAUAAAUAUAUAUAAUAUAUAAAAUAACCAUUUUAUGUGCAUCAUAGUGAUUUAUCUGAGCUUAGUGACCCCAUCUUGUGACCUGUUGCAAGAGUGAAUGUAAAAAUUGUGGCAUUUUAAAAGGUAGCAUUUUGAUGCAGAUACAUCUUUAUCUUGCUUCUAAAACAUAUUUCAUGUAAACAUUGUACACUUAUUAUUGUAAUAUAUACUAUUAUGCAGCUUAUUUUACCUGAAACUGUUAAGCUGACCAAGAUCCCUCCCUGCAAGACAGAUGGGAAUGUGUAUAAUAACUAGAUAUUUGAGAAGUUCUGAAGUUUGAUGUAAUCUGUUACUUGUCCUGUUACAAAAAAGGAAAAAAUUAAAAAUUUAUUAGGUUUUUUU